Messenger RNA from Homarus americanus (American lobster), 1107 nucleotides. RefSeq lists its product as uncharacterized. Lineage: Eukaryota; Metazoa; Arthropoda; Malacostraca; Decapoda; Nephropidae. The transcript has 3 exons. The record is from RefSeq and is a predicted model, not a curated record. Bases 1 to 1107 code for a protein of 368 amino acids.
AUGGUUAUCAUUAGCCAAGAUGAUGUGGCUGCAUUUGUAUCAGAUUUUCAACACACCAUAGAUCUUCAACACACCACAGACCUUCAACACACAGACCUUCAACACAUCAGAGACCUACAACACACCACAGACUUGCAACAGACUACAGACCAUCAACACCAAGUCCUUCAACACACCACAGGCGUUCAACAAACCACAGACCUUCGACACACCAUAGACCUUCAACACAAUAUAGACCUUCAACUUACCACAGAGCUUCAACACACCAGACUUUCAAUAAAGCACAGACCUUCAACACACCACAGACCUUCAGUACACCACAGUCCUUCACUACCCCUCAGACAUUCAUACACCAGAGACCUUCUCCACAAACCUUCAACACACCAGAGACCUUCACCACAAACCAUCAACACACCACAGACAUUCAACACACCACAGACAUUCAACACACCGCAGACCUUCAAUGCACCACAGACCUUCAACAUACCACAGACCUUUAGUGCACCAAAGAUCUUCAACACACCACACAUCUUCAACACACCACAGAUCUUCAACACACCACAGGCCUUCAACACACCACAGAUCUUCAACACACCACAGACCUUCAACAUACCACAGACCUUUAGUGCACCAAAGAUCUUCAACACACCACAGAUCUUCAACACACCACAGACCUUCAACGUACCACAGACCUUUAGUGCACCAAAGAUCUUCAACACACCACAGACCUUCAACACACCACAGACCUUCAACAUAACACAGACCUUUAGUGCACCAAAGAUCUUCAACACACCACAGACCUUCAACACACCACAGAUCUUCAACACACCACAGACCUUCAACACACCACAGACCUUCAACACACCACAGAACUUUAGUGCACCAAAGAUCUUCAACACACCACAGACCUUCAACACACCACAGAUCUUCAACGCACCACAGACCUUCAGUAGACAUGCACCAUAUUUUAACAAUGUUUCCACUAUUUUGGGAUAUCACUCAAGCUAUAGUUCAGAUACCACGGAAAAGGUGUUCCAGCGAGAGUUUUUGAAGCUGAAUGAUGAUUGCAAAAAGUGUGAGAUCUGCUGCUGCAAGUACUCAGAAUAA